Molecule: messenger RNA, 2086 nt
Organism: Zychaea mexicana
Lineage: Eukaryota; Fungi; Mucoromycota; Mucoromycetes; Mucorales; Lichtheimiaceae
Product: translation protein SH3-like domain-containing protein
Exons: 1
Coding region: 488-1597 (369 amino acids)
Biological process (GO): cytoplasmic translation
Cellular component (GO): ribosome; large ribosomal subunit
Molecular function (GO): transferase activity; RNA binding; structural constituent of ribosome
Source: RefSeq, a predicted model, not a curated record
CCGACUACACUUACUAUAAGCGCACAUAUAAAAAUAACCUUAUCAUAUGAGAGAGUAUUUUGCUAGAAAAUAUACGUCUAUUGUAAUGCAUAUUACUUAUGAAGAGAUAAUCUGGAAGUUUCAAUACAUGUAAUACUUGUUGUUAGAAUAGUGUAUAUAUACGAUGAGACAACGGGUUUUGGAGGCAACAGUCUUUAAUGCUGCUUACGUUCCUCCUUCAUUAAUGUCCCGAAACUUCUCUUUAGAACUUGAUGGCAAUCACUACUGCCAAUUCUUGUCAAAUUGAAGCUGCUUGCCCUCCUUAGAAUCCGCUUGUAGAGUGGCGGGGAAUGCUUGACAGGUAGCACUUGAGAUCAUCGGACUACAAAAAUGGGCAAUUGGAGGUGGCAGAUGUGUGACCGCUCUGUUGUUUUUGCUUUCUAAUGAACGGGCGGUCAGUCGGAACCUUGACCUUGGGAAAAGCCAAAAAAAAAACAUAAUAACACAAAUGUUGCGUCUUGCGGGUGUCCGUUUGCUGCAGCAAAGAAUCGGUUAUAAUGCAUGCAAUGUUGCACGUCAACAAGUCGUUGCCAACAAAACUGUAGCAGGUCGAUGGGGAUUCCGUUCAUUCAGCAGCAAGGUCACCAAAGAAGAGUCGUCAUACGUUAGCGGAUUCAGCACACAGGGAAACGUAGCUGCCGAUACACAAGCAUCAGCGACGCCUUCCCAACAGUUCAAAACAUAUAAGCCCACGACUCCCGGUAAACGUUGGUUAAAGCGCGUACCACGUGACCACCUUUACAAGGGCAAAUCUGUUCGACGAUUGACGGUUGCCAAACGAAGCACGGGCGGUCGUAACAACUCAGGUCGCAUUACUAUUCGACAUCGCGGUGGUGGACACAAGCGACGUAUUCGUAUAAUCGAUUGGCAACGAGCCGAGUCAGGUCAGCAAACGGUAGUUCGUUUAGAACACGACCCCGGACGAAGCGCAUGGAUUGCCCUGUUGCGACACGAAGAAAACGGCAGUCUGAGCUAUAUUGUUGCUCCACAGGGCGUGAAGCCAGGAGACAAGGUGAUGAGCUAUCGAGCCGAAGGUGCACAACGCAGCAGCAGAAAAGACAACAGCACAUUAGACGAGCACGGUAUCACACGCACAGCUUCGAUCGAUCCUGGUAACUGUAUGCCGCUCAAGAUGGUCCCUGUGGGCACAAUCAUCCACAACAUUGGCCUGAAGCGCAAUGGCCCUGCGGUCAUGGCACGCGCAGCAGGUGGUUACGCACAGUUGAUUCAGACGGGCGAGACGGGAUAUGCACAGGUUCGUCUGUCGAGUGGUGAGGUUCGGUUAGUCCCUGUGGAUGCGUGCGCCACGAUCGGCGCGGUAAGCAAUCCUGACCAUCAGCACGAAACGCUCGGCAAGGCCGGUCGUUCCAGAUGGAUGGGUAUCCGCCCAACAGUUCGUGGUGUGGCCAUGAACUCGACGGACCAUCCUCACGGUGGUGGUCGUGGUAAAUCCAAGGGUAACAAGCAUCCACGAUCGCCUUGGGGUGUCCUGGCAAAGGGUGGAAAAACCAGAAAGACACCUAACCAGUUCGUGGUCAAGCCCCGUCCUAGACGAUAAAAAGAUUGAGAGCACAUUCUGUAAAAUUAAUUAUAAAAAUAUUAAUAGAAAGGAACAAAAAAGCAUGGUAUCUAUUUUACUUUUUUCUAACAUAGGAGACAUCUAAGAGAGAAUCGAGCGAAAGCGAGAGAAGGAGGGAGUGUGGUGUGGAGUGGAGUGGGUUCUAUUGUACAUGAUUACCAUAUGCUGGCUGGGGUCCCUGCACGAACAUGUCACCGGGGUAAAUGCAUAUAUUGAAUUAUGUUGGAAAAAAAAAGGGACAUUCCUCAAGGACGAUUAAACAUUUGCUUUCUAUUAUAGAGAGAGACUAAGGCUCUUCAUCCACUGCCUCGGACGCAGGGUUGCCUGGCUAGAACGAAUCGUCCUUUAUUUACACCGAUUCACCCCACUACAACAAAGACAAUCGGCUGUUGUCAUGCCAACCGAGAAGGGGGGCUUGGAGAAGAGAAGAGCAAGAUCAAGAGGAAGAACAGAUGAUCUCAGUUACCA